This is a messenger RNA of Scheffersomyces stipitis CBS 6054, 2247 nucleotides long. It is a transcript of the gene CLN3, whose product is annotated as cyclin. Bases 470 to 1843 code for a protein of 457 amino acids. NCBI's taxonomy places the organism in Eukaryota, Fungi, Ascomycota, Pichiomycetes, Serinales, Debaryomycetaceae. The transcript has 2 exons. Gene Ontology annotation, cellular component: nucleus; cytoplasm; centrosome. Gene Ontology annotation, biological process: regulation of cyclin-dependent protein serine/threonine kinase activity; regulation of G1/S transition of mitotic cell cycle; mitotic cell cycle phase transition. The record is from RefSeq and is a predicted model, not a curated record. Gene Ontology annotation, molecular function: cyclin-dependent protein serine/threonine kinase regulator activity.
AAGACUUACAAUCUCUUCCUUUCUUUGUCGUUCUUACUUAUAUUGUUAAUAUUGUUCAUAUUGUUCAUAUCGUUGUCGUUUUUUUAUACUGAUCCGUAUAUAUAUUUAACUAUAUCUAUACUGCAACGACUCGACCUCCUUUUGUUUCUCCUAUAUAUAUUCCUCUCCAGCUCAUCGGUUGGUUCUUCACUUCCAUUGCAUUUGUCUUUUCCGCAAAAGCCGUCUUUCUUUCAUCUUGCAUCGGUGUCUCAGCAUUGCCCUACGCUUUGUACAUACCAUAGACAACCACCUUCACUUGCAAAAGUCAAUUGACAUUCAACUCAUUCGUUUGGUGUACCUCCGCAUCCCUCAUUGUCUACCUUAGAUGGCCGACUCACAUUAGAACGUCUAGACACAUAGAACAUUCGUCUGAAAUAUUCAGAAAUCCUUCAUUAGCCUCAUUAGACAUUUCAUUUAUUCAUUUCCUACCAUGACGACCUAUUCCCACUCGCCUGAUGCCUUCCACCAAGUCCGCAUGUAUAACUCGUCAGUCAAGUCAUCCAACUUCCACUUGCAGUCGAUGGAGUUCCAGUGCCAUUCAGCCGCUGUGUGUGACUACCAGAUGGAAAUGCUCCACCACUUGCUAUCAAUGGAAACAAAGACUUUACCAUCGCUAAUGCUUAUCGAACAGCAGCCUGAGAUCAAGUUGGGCAUGAGACCGCUUCUUCUCGACUUUUUGAUGGAAGUCAUCACCAUUCUCAACUUGCUGAAAUCUACUUUCCCCUUGACGGUGAAUUUGAUUGACAGAUACUGCUCCACAAGAAUCGUCAAGAAACAGCACUACCAAUUGUUGGGAUUGACAUCCCUCUGGAUUUCCUGUAAGAACUUGGACUCGAAGUUCAAGAUUCCCACCUUGAACGACUUGAGAAAAAUCUGCGUGGACAGCUACCACAAAGAACUCUUCAUCGAGAUGGAAAAGCACAUCUUGAAGUCGUUGGAAUGGAUGGUGAACUCUCCAACAUUUGACUCCUUCAUUGACUUGUACUUGUCGAUUUUGAUCAACAACCUGUCGAAUCCAAACGUUGCCAACUUGAUCAAGAAGUCAAAUCACAGAGUAAAGUUGUUGGCUACAUAUUUUGGAGAGUUGUUCCAAUUCUACCCCAAUAUCUACUUUGAUUACACUUCUUCGCAAAUUGCAUUGAUCUCGAUCCUUGUCGCCAUCUUGACGUUGAAGAUCCCCGUCAACUUGAUCUCCUUGUUGAACUACUUCAACGACUUGUUGAAGACAAAGGAAUACAAAAGUAAUGUCACCAACCCUGCUGAGGACUUUGACGAGAUCUUGUCUGUGUCAACUUUCCAGAGCUUGUUCACGAAGGCUUUCUUCAAGAACUUGAUAAAAAUCAUCGACAACCCUCCCAAGAGCUUGGUGAUCAAGUACUUCUCAGAAAACGGAAAGUACACACAGUUGAUGACAGCUCUGGUGCGAUGCGCUACCGAGUCCUUGGCUACCAUGUUGGAACCACCAGUAACACCCAGAAUAUACUCUGGCAACUCCAAGGACGCGUUGAAGAGGAACGUCAACAUCAUCACCACAAUGUUGCCGCUCACUCCCAUCUCCAACAGCACCAGUCCCAGACGUUUCGAUGCUGAGCAGAUCUUUUCUGAUAAUGAAUCAUCAACUUCCACAUCUACAUCCAUUGCUACUUCUAAUGCUAUUGCUGCAGUUACAGGUACGGGCCAUAGCAAGAGAUCAUUUGACUGUGUUGCUGAAACUGACAUCAGCACAUCUAAGAUUGGACAGUCUGAUUCGGAUCUUAAGAGAUCCAAGAGCUUGUCCACGAAGCCUGUGUUUUUCAUUCCAUGAUCUGGAAUACGAUAUUUCCGGGUCUGGAAUUCAUGUUAACGACUAACGAUGCUACAUAGUUUGCCGAGUGCUCCCGCUGCAUGGAUAACUGGCUUAUCCCAUAGCACUCUAGACAUAUUACUUAUGUAAUCUGUUGCUUUGGUACACUGUUCAUUACAUUUAUUGCGAUUCUUUACUUACUACACUAUGGGAAAUGUUAUGGUGCCCUUAUAUACACAAGUGCUUCGGUGCUUUCUUCUAACCCCCAGCCGGACAUUUAGUCAUGUCCACCUAAAUAAACCAAAAAACUCUUCAGUUCGUCUUUAUCAGUUCCAAACACUCCUCGUCAUUCUAUCGCACAGCAUAUUUAUAGUUAGCAGUUGUGGUGAUCUUUCUAUCGAUUAAAUACAUAUUCGUCUUCUACA